Messenger RNA from Eruca vesicaria subsp. sativa (arugula), 3948 nucleotides. The record is from the annotation of a GenBank genome assembly. NCBI's taxonomy places the organism in Eukaryota, Viridiplantae, Streptophyta, Magnoliopsida, Brassicales, Brassicaceae.
GAGCCACACAAAAAAGGAUUUUCCAGCGCAGCGAAGAAGAGAGAGAGAGAGGUUGCGUAGAGACGUUCCCGGACUUGAAACCAGUUUUCGGUACCGGAAUUUAGGAACUCCGUUUAAAUCCGGAGUCUUCAAGAAAAAGGAUAAACCUUUCUCUGUUUCCUUCUUAUUCUAUUGCAAAAUUUACAGAGAGAGAGUGAAGUUCUUAAGAUUUGGGCAUUUGGGUUUUUGAUUUCUGGAGUUCAAUUUUGGAAUUCAGGUUGUUUGGAGUGUUGGGUGAGAGAAAGUUAGGGUUUUUAUAGAUCUCUGGUUGUUUGAAUUGGGAAAGGAUGUCCACGCCUCUGAAGGUGUGGCAGCGUUGGUCUACUCCAACGAAAGGGACGAACGCAGAUUCGAAUGGGAAGGUUUCGGGGAUGGUGAGUGAGAUCCAGUACGAUGAUGAUCCAAGAAGAUCGGGUGAUCGAGUUUCAGAGCUUGAAAAAGAGCUUUUUGAAUACCAACACAAUAUGGGUCUUCUUCUGCUGGAGAAAAAGGAGUGGAGUUCCAAAUUUGAAGAGCUUCAAGAUGAGUUUGAUGAGGCUAACCAGUGCCUUAAGCGUGAACGUAACGCACACAUGGUUGCUAUGGCAGAUGUUGAGAAGCGGGAAGAAGGGUUGAGGAAAGCUCUGGGGAUUGAGAAGCAAUGUGUAUCUGAUUUGGAGAAGGCUCUGCGAGAACUACGCUCUGAAAACGCAGAGAACAAAUUUACGGCUGACUCAAAGUUGAUGGAAGCAAAUGCAUUGGUUAGAAGCGUUGAAGAGAAAUCUCUCGAAGUUGAGGCCAAGCUGCGUGCUGUUGAUGCAAGACUUGCUGAAGUUAGCAGAAAGAGUUCGGAGGUAGAGAGAAGGUCCAAAGAUGUGGAAGCUCGAGAAAGUUCCCUUCAAAGGGAGCGGCUUUCCCACAUAACUGAACGAGAAGCAGAGGAGGCGAAUUUGACAAAGCAGAGGGAGGACUUGCGUGAAUGGGAGAGAAAGUUGCAAGAAGGAGAAGAAAGAGUUGCUAAGUCUCAGAUGAUUAUAAAGCAGAGAGAGGAUAGGGCAAAUGAAAGUGACAAGAUUAUCAAGCAAAAGGGAAAAGAACUUGAAGAGGCACAAAAGAAGAUUGAUGCUGCUAACUUCGCUUUGAAGAAAAAGGAAGAUGAUAUCAGCUCAAGGAUAAAAGCUGUUGCUUUAAGGGAGAAAGAAACUGAUGUGCUGAAGAAAUCCAUAGAGACAAAAGAGCGAGAGCUACUAGCUUUGCAAGAGAAACUGGACGCCAGAGAAAAGGUUGCAGUUCAGCAACUAGUUGAUGAACACAAAGCUAAACUGGAGGCAGCAGAGCGUGAGUUUGAAAUGGAAAUGGAGGAGAAAAGAAGAUCUGUUGAUGACAGCUUGAGGAGCAGGGUUGUUGAGGUGGAAAAGAGGGAGGCUGAGUGGAAGCACAUGGAAGAGAAAGUCGCUAAACGUGAACAGGCAUUAGAUAAGAAACUGGAGAAGCAUAAAGAAAAGGAAAAAGCUUUUGAAUUAAGACUGAAAGACAUAACUGGCAGAGAGAAAGCCUUGAAAAGCGAGGAGAAGGCAUUGGAGACUGAGAAGAGAAAACUAGCUGAGGAUAAAGAAAAUAUUCUCAGUCUUAUAGCUGAAGUCGAGAAGAUAAGGGCUGAAAACGAAGUACAUCUAUCAGAAAUUCGCAAGGAGAAGGAAGAGCUUAAAGUUACCGAGGAGGAGAGGUCUGAGUAUCUUCGUCUGCAAACCGAAUUAAAGGAGCAAAUAGAAAAGUGCAGGUCCCAACAGGAGCUGCUUUCGAAAGAGGUUGAUGAUCUGAAGGCCCAAAGGGAAUGUUUUGAGAAAGAAUGGGAAGAACUUGAUGAGAAGAAAGCUGAGAUUGAAGCCGAACUAAAGAAAUUAGCUGAUCAGAAAGAAAAACUAGAGAGAAACACACACUUGGAAGAAGAAAGACUGAGAAAUGAGAAGCAAGAGGCAAUUGACAACAUGAAAAGGGAGUUAGAAACUCUUGAAGUCGCAAAAGCUGCAUUUGCAGAUACUAUGGAGUAUGAGCGUUCAGUGAUCUCUAAGAAAGCUGAGAGCGAAAGAAGUCAACUGCUUCAUGAUGUUGAAAUGCUCAAAAGGAAACUCGAGUCUGAUAUGCAGAGUAAAUUGGAAGAAAGAGAAAGGGAGCUGCAAGCCAAGGAGAAGCUGUUUGAAGAAGAGAGGGAGAAGGAGUUGAGCAAUAUCAAUUACCUAAGAGACGUAGCAAGAAGAGAAAUGACGGAAGUGCAGAGCGAUAGACUGAGAAUAGAGAAAGAAAAGCUAGAAAUUGAUGCUAGUAAGAAACAUCUUGAAGAGCAGCAGACAGAAAUUCGGAAAGAUGUUGAUGACCUCGUUGCCUUAACCAAGAAACUCAAGGAACAGCGUGAACAGUUUAUUAGCGAGAGAAACCGUUUUCUUUCUUCCAUGGAAAGUAAUGGGAACUGCAACCCUUGUGGUGAACUGCUUUCAGCGCUUCCUGACAUUGACAAUCUUGAAAUGCCUGAUUUGUCAAAACUGGCAAACAUUAUUCAGGAAGAAGCACCGAAGCAGGAGAUGAGGGAUAUAUCACCAACUGCUACCAACUUAGCUUUGCCAGUUCAAGGUGGGACGGUGUCAUGGCUCAGGAAAUGUACUUCAAAGAUUCUUAAGUUGUCCCCAAUAAAAAUGGCAGACACUUCUGCUACUCUGAAUUUUGCUGACCAAGAACCUCAGUCUACUGAGCAAGUUAACGUCAACAGUGGACCAUCAACUAUGCUUCCGGCUCAAUCUGAAAGCGACACAAGAGAAGUCGAGGUCAGGAAUGAUAAUUCAGAUGGUGGUGAAAGCAACGUAGACAGCAAGGCUGAGGAAGUUGCUCUAAAUGCUGAUGGUCAAUCACGCUUGAGAGGGAAAGUGAGAAUCAGAAGGACACGCUCUGUCAAAGCUGUUGUGGAAGAUGCUAAAGCUAUCUAUGGAAAAUCUAUAGAAUUCAAUGAUGGCGAUGAUGUAAGCACGGGUGAGCCUGACAAAGGUGCUUCAAAGAACGGACGGAAACGUGGACGUGUGGGCUCUUUGAGAACUUGUACUACUGAGCAGGAUGGUAACGAGAGUGAUGGCAAAUCAGAUAGUGUCACCGGAGGAGAACGCCAGCGUGGGAAGAGACGGCAAAAAGUUGCAGCAGAACAACAAGAAGUGGUGGAACAAAGAUAUAAUCUCCGUCGAUCCAAAAGGGUGGCUGGAAAAACUGCAAUUGGUAAGAAGAAUGAAGAGGCUGAUGGAGUGCAACAACAAGAGGAUGGUAUUAACUGUGCUCAAACCACUGCAACAGCAUCAGUAGGUGUUGCUGUUAGCGAUAAUGCAGUAACUGCGAAUGUGGUGGAGCUUGAAGGCAUGGCAGACUCUGAGGAGACAGAUGCUGGUUCGCCCAAAAGAACAGGUGAGAGUGCAGCAGCUAGUGAAGAAGAUGUUGUGAACAGAACACCUGAAAGGGAUGGAAACGAUAGUGAGGAAGAUGAAUCGGAAACAGAACAUCCCGGGAAUGUGUCCAUUGGUAAGAAGUUGUGGACUUUCUUGACGACGUAGCCUCCAUCUUUGAUCAGGGUGUAGUUUGGUGGCCUAUGAUGUUGAUGAAGAACCAAUCUUCUUACAGAGUAUUAGUAUGUUUGCUUUUCACAUCUCUAGCUUAUCUUAGGAGACUUGUAUCUUUUCAUGGUGUCAACUUUGUGUGUGGAUUUCUUUCACGAGAUUUUAGUGUUUUCUUUGUAGCUUUCUACGACUUAGUUGCUAUCUGGUUAAGAGGAUAAAUUCUAAAUUCUUUUGGUCUUGUUUUAGAUGAUUAUUAUUUGAUUUUAUGAGAGUGGUCUCCUUGUAACCUAUCCAGUGUUUGCAUGAUUUGAUCUAUUUAUUUCGUCAUAAUCAUAUUUCU